AUGACGGGGAUUUCGAGGGCGAGCACGUCUACGGGAUAUGCGGAGAACGACAAGCGGGUAGGACUGAGAAAGGUCAUCGAUCCUGCUACGGAUCUGCGACCUUCGCUGGAUAGCCAGCCUGGAGAGAGACGAGCGGAUCCCGAUGUGCCAGGGGCGUUUUUGAGCCCUUUAAAAUGUUUGACGACGCAGUUGGCCCAGACGUAUAGCAUCUGUGACCCUUCGUUCCGGUACGAAGCCACUCAUAACCCUCGACGGGUCUUAACCAAGCCCAGUCAACCUUGUCAUAACAACGGGUCAGACAACCAGGACUAUGAUUACAUCCUCUACGUCAAUGAUGUCUUGACGGCCGACAACGGGACAGCUGACCUGACGUUGCAUGAUAGGUAUCUCAUCCUCGAUGUCCUCGGUCAAGGGACUUUUGGUCAGGUCGCCAAGUGUCAGAACAUCAGGACACACGAGAUUGUCGCCGUCAAGGUCGUCAAGAACAAGCCCGCCUAUUUCAAUCAGAGUACGAUGGAAGUCGCGAUACUUCAGCUCCUCAACAGCGAAGCCGAUCCGAAAGACGAGCAUCACAUUCUUCGUAUGCGGGACCAGUUCAUCCAUCACAAGCACUUGUGCAUCGUGUUUGAAUGCCUGUCGUCCAACUUGUACGAACUCAUCAAGCACAACCAGUUCCGCGGACUUAGUUUGCAGCUCGUCAAGAUGUUUACUACGCAAUUGCUGGAUGCCUUGACCGUUUUGAAAGAGGCGCGCUUGAUUCAUUGUGACCUGAAACCUGAAAAUAUCCUUUUGAAGAGUUUGAACUCCCCUCAGAUCAAGGUCAUUGACUUUGGUUCAGCCUGUCACGAAAGACAGACGGUCUACACCUACAUCCAGUCACGUUUCUACCGGUCGCCAGAAGUUCUGCUAGGGCUACCAUACUCGGCCGCUAUCGACAUGUGGUCGCUCGGAUGUAUCGUUGUCGAACUGUUCUUGGGUCUACCCAUCUUCCCGGGGACGAGCGAGUUCAACCAGGUGUCACGAAUUACAGACAUGCUCGGCAAUCCUCCUAUGCAUCUCCUCGAAGUCGGCAAGCAGGUCAACGAGUUCUUCAACGUCGUUGGAUCUGAUGACAUGGGCCGGAAAAAGUAUGCACUCAAGCCUAUGGAGCAAUAUGCUCGGGAACAUCAGACGGAUGAGCAGCCUAGCAAGCAAUACUUCAAGGCCACGAAACUGCCCGAUAUCAUCAAGACUUACACGCUACCAAAAAAGAUCACGACUCAGAGCGAAGUUGACAAGGAGAUGUACAUAAGAACCGUCUUCAUAGACUUCGUACAAGGACUGCUCAAUAUGGAUCCUAUCAAGCGAUGGUCGCCGCAGCAGGCCAAGUUGCACCCGUUCAUUACGGGAGAGCGAUUCACUGGACACUGGGAGCCUACCCAAAAGAGCACAACGACCUCUGCUAAUAGCGCCCGGCAAUCGGCUUCUACGGAGAGUCGAUCUCAACAAAGCAAAUACGCUAACACGGGCGACACAGACAGCUCGAGGGCUACCCGAGGUUACGCCGAUGCCAAUGCAUACAAUCAGUACCAACAGCAGCAGCAGCAGCAACAACAACAACAGCAACAGGAGGCCAAGAACGCUGCUGCCGCGAAUCGGAAACCCUACUUCACCUACGAUGCCAUCACCUCUGCUCUCAAUGCCCCUCCAAGCCAAACCUCACCCUACCAAUCUUCAUCUCAAUCGGCGCCUCGUAUGCCUUCGCAACCUCAAAGUCUUAGCCAGAACCAAAUUCGAGCACACCAGGCGCAACCCCGUAUUCCCUCGAACGGUCACGGCAUGACGGCAAGCAUGUCUGCCGGAAACUAUGGACAGCGACAAACACAGGGUGAUGGACAUCUCAGUAUCAACGUGUCUAACCCUCCUCCCAGCUCGUACUACCCACAAGCAGCUACUCGCAGUCGAGCCAACACGAUCAAUCGUAUGGAUGUCAUACCGCCUGCACUCGCCAGGCUGACCCACUUGGGCGCCGCCGAUCCGGCUGGUACAAGGUCGGCCUUGACGCCGGUCCUGAAUCGAGACGACGCCAUCAGGGAGUGGGAACGGCGCAACACGGCGCAGCUGGGACACGCCAAGCGAGCGUCGAUCGCUGUCGGCAACCCCCAACUGGAUUUCCUGCAGGAACAGGCUGAAAUGAUGGGACAGGCAUGGCAGAGUCAAUAUGGCAAUAGUGCAGCGAUGCAAGCCUAUCGUAUGCAACCCCCACCCCCAGUCCUGGAAGCAUCUGGCCGGCCCUCGCAACAUCGAUCAGGCCUGUCGACCGAUUUUGGAAUGAUGGAACCGCCGAGCUCGACGAGCGCCUCUUCUCCACGGACCUAUGGAGGUGCCGGAGGUUCAGGUUCGAACAGCGCUUACCUACCAGCCUUUCCUCCUCCUGCCGCAUCCGCCUUUGAUUCGUACGACCCGCGAGGAGACGCCAUGGCCAUGAUGUAUACACCGCUGCAGGCAAAUGCGGCUGGGUAUCAUAAAGCCUCGGGUUCGGUCAGCCAGCAGAACCCGUUUGCAACUGCGCCCAAUUCGCCUCAAUACGGAUCAUACAUGAAUACCCCGUAUAGCCCGCGGCAGGCCAGGAAGCGAAGCGCAGGCGAUGGCAAUGGGACGGGGUACGGAGGGGCAUAG
Filobasidium floriforme is the source of this 2658-nucleotide messenger RNA. RefSeq names its product yak1. NCBI's taxonomy places the organism in Eukaryota, Fungi, Basidiomycota, Tremellomycetes, Filobasidiales, Filobasidiaceae. Gene Ontology annotation, cellular component: nucleus; cytoplasm. Gene Ontology annotation, biological process: peptidyl-threonine phosphorylation; peptidyl-serine phosphorylation. The record is from RefSeq and is a predicted model, not a curated record. The coding region runs from base 1 to 2658 and encodes 885 amino acids. Gene Ontology annotation, molecular function: protein tyrosine kinase activity; ATP binding; protein serine/threonine kinase activity. The transcript is spliced from 9 exons.